Molecule: messenger RNA, 634 nt
Organism: Acaulospora colombiana
Lineage: Eukaryota; Fungi; Glomeromycota; Glomeromycetes; Diversisporales; Acaulosporaceae
Source: the annotation of a GenBank genome assembly
UGAAAGCAUUAUAGAAUCACGUAAUAGCAAUAAUGACGCGUCUACUCGGCCCCAAAACCUUUCCCCAACCGACUCCACCACACCGAUCCCACCGGACGAGACCCGCAGUAUACUAAAGCAGCAGCCAGCUGCGGCUAAGGUUAAACACCUGACAUCCAUCAAACAAGAUGAUUCGUCUGCAAAGGGGACGACGACGAUACUGGGUAAGAGGCGGGCAUCAGAAGACGCGGACGAUCCAGGGCACUCGGUGCCAGCGUCCAAACGCGUCAAGCCUUCUUUGAACGAUGGUGACCACAAGGCAAAAGAGGGUCUGACAGGAGCUGAACGAGGAGGCGUGGUGAACCCGGCUACGACCACUGCUCGACCGACGAAUGGAAGGAGACCGGUUACCGAGGGUGCAGUGAGGACUGUGUCAGGAGCGUCGAUUGCUGGGCCCGCUGCGCCUAACAAACCUGACUCGGUAGCGGUUCGUGCAAUCGGCCAUCCCAGUGGUGUCCGGCCUCAAUGGGGGGUUGAGGUGCGGGGAUCCGCGACACGGAAAUUGUUUGAGCUAUUCUUGGAGAAGGAGAUUAGACCAGGAUCCAAGCCAAAUGGAGCGAGAAGAACGCUGUCCGAGAGCAGAAAAGAGUGCUGA